Messenger RNA from Eurytemora carolleeae, 2515 nucleotides. RefSeq lists its product as uncharacterized. The record is from RefSeq and is a predicted model, not a curated record. Lineage: Eukaryota; Metazoa; Arthropoda; Copepoda; Calanoida; Temoridae. The transcript is spliced from 12 exons. The coding region runs from base 707 to 2515 and encodes 602 amino acids.
UGCUUUGAGUUAGAUAAUUUGGAUUUGUAUAAUUUUGAGCAAUACAGAGCAAUCUAAAUAAUUCCAAUAGAAAUUCUAACCAAUUACUAACUAAAAUUUAUCAGAAAAAAAAUCUUUUUCCCAGCUAAGGAAUGUGAAGAGCCUGUGAUUGAUCCUAAUGCUAUCCAUGAUUACAAUCAUGAAAAUAUACUUGGAGAAAAUUUCGCUACUUCCUGUAAGUCAGGGUUUACAAUGAUAACAAGUGUGACCGAGGAAAAAAAACUCUAUUGGAACACGGGGAAAAAACAAUGGGAAGAAAGUGUUUCAUACACUAUUGAAAGCCAAUAACUCCGCUGAAUGUAAAUAUAUAGAUGGGAAAUAUACUUGGGUUUACAAAACUCAACCUUAUCAGCAAUGCACAGCAUUCUGCACAGAGACCUACUCUUCUUCUCUGACAAAUGGAUAUAGUUCUGCCAAACUCAAAUGGAACAACAACACCAUUGGACAAGUUAUUACUUACAGAUGUAGCACCGGACAUGUUUUUAAGGACAACAGAACUUAUGAUGAAGUAGAUGUUGAAUUAACAGAGGACGAAGCGGUGAAUAAGAGAUCUAUUGAGUGCCAGUUGACUGAGGAAAAUGGUGGUCAGUGGACAGGAAAUUGGUCAAUUCGAAACAUUUGUUAUCCUGUUAACUGUACCAAUGAACCUCCCCUUCCAGUUGGAAACAUGACAUAUGACUGGGAUGGAGUUUCACGAAAGUAUAAAACAAAAAUAAGUUACCAAUGUCCAGAUGGUCAUGCAUUUUGGAAUAACACAGAAAAACAAUUCCAAUCUUUCUCAAUACAUUGUACUUCAAAAGGAGAAUGGAACUACCAAAGUCUGCCAAUGACCUGUCAAUGGAAUGUAUGCACAAACAUUCCUAUACCUCCAGAAGAAACUAAUCUUGUCCUCAGUAGCAGUACACAAACGCAGGCUGGUCAGGUUAAGAUUGGAAACUCAAUCAGAUACACUUGUCAAACAGACCCAAUAGAUGGGGCUAAGUAUAUCAAUGCUUUUGAGGAUGAUAAAGAUCAAGAUUCAAUAGAAGUAAAAUGUGAAUGGAAUAACAUUUGGAGUAAUGUAACUUGGCCAAAAUGUGUAGCAAUAUCAGAAUGUCCCAAGAAAGAUGAAAUUAAAAUACCAGAUGAUAUGAAUGUUAAAUUCACAAAAGAUAGAGUUUUCUAUGAGGAUGACAUAUGGAUUGAGUGUAGAGAUAUCAGAUACAAAAUAAGGCUAAGAAAUGAAGAUGAAACAGAGCUAAAAAUACAAUCAAUAUGUCUGUGGGACACAAGAUACAGUGUGUAUCCCCAGGACUUAGAGUGUGUUCUUGAGUACUGCACUAACUCCACCUUACAUGUCAAUGAUCUCUAUAAUUAUGAUUAUCAGGGUUCAGAGAAUGAUUUGGUUAGACUAGGUGAGAGCAUUGUUUAUCCUUGCAGAGGAAGUAUGCGAUUAGAAAAUAGUACAAGGACCAAACUUGAGGCUGAUCAGGAGAUAUCUGUUAAAUGUGGAGAAGAUGGAUAUUUUCAAUACCCAGAGCCAUGGCCCCAGUGUUUAGAACAUAUCAGUUGUGGAGAUUUUCCUGAAAUACCUGAAGAUAUGAUCGCAGAAUCUAUAAAUGAUACAAUUGCCUAUGAUGACAACAUAUGGAUUGGAUGUAAAGAUAGAAGAUACAAAAUAAGGAAAAUAGAUGACACAGACACAGAGUGGAAAAUAAAAUCAAGAUGCCAGUGGGAUAAAAAAUACAGUGUGUAUCCCCAGGAUCUGGAGUGUAUUCUAGAGUUCUGUACAAACUCCACCUUACAUGUCAAUGAUCUUUAUAAUUAUGAUUAUCAGGGUUCAGAGAAUGAUUUGGUUAGACUAGGUGAGAAUAUUGUUUAUCCUUGCAGAGGAAGUAUGCGAAUUGAAAAUAGUACAAGGACCAAACUUGAAGCUGAUCAGGAGAUAUCUGUUAAAUGUGGAGAAGAUGGAUAUUUUCAAUACCCAGAGCAGUGGCCGCAGUGUUCAGAUGAUGUAUACUGUGGAGAUCCUCCUUUUGCCCCAAAUUUUUGUUAUCAGGUCUGGAUGAUAGGGCAUGCAGAAAGUGAGAACUACACAACUGAAAUAUAUUAUCGGUGUACUAAUGGGUCCCAUUUUGAUACUGAUUAUGAUGGUGUUGGAGACACAUGGAGUCUGAUGAUAACCUGUCUUUGGAGUAAAGAAUGGGAUCCCUGGAGUGUACUUCCUCCUUGUGUCAUCACACAUUGUGUUGAACCUUUCAGAUAUGAAUGUGGAGCUGCUAGACAGUUUAAGGACAAAGAUGGAAUUCAUCAAGUCAGCCAUAUAAUGACAUGCUUAUGGGAUAGGAACUGGACUAAUACUAAUGUAUUGAAUGAAUGUGAUUGGGUCCAAUCUGCCCUGCUGCACCAGAGAUACCUUAUGAGGCCAGAGUACAAUAUAUACCCCAAAUAUUUGAAGUUGAGAACAAACAAACAUGCUCUGUUGACGGAACUGUAA